AUGACCUGCCCUCAAGUGUUAUCACUCUUUCGAAAUUGUCAUGGAAAAAUGAUAGUCGUGGUGGAGAAAGGAACAGUUCAAGGUAGAUUAGGCAUGGUCAUCGAACAAGUACAGGUCACAACCCCAAGUCUUGAUGACAAAUUCGCAGACGGCAAACUUGUGAGCGACCCAUGGUUCCCUUCCCGUCCAGAAUUCCCUUCCCGUCCACCACAUGUUCCGGAACUGUCACGACCAGUACUUAUAGCGAGAUCAACUCUCACUAGCAGAGUUGAUAUUGAGCCUUUUAGGACGGUUUAUGAUCGUGGGCUCGCUACCCGGUCAUGA
This is a messenger RNA of Tremella mesenterica DSM 1558, 324 nucleotides long. RefSeq lists its product as uncharacterized. Lineage: Eukaryota; Fungi; Basidiomycota; Tremellomycetes; Tremellales; Tremellaceae. The coding region runs from base 1 to 324 and encodes 107 amino acids. The record is from RefSeq and is a predicted model, not a curated record. The transcript is spliced from 2 exons.